UGCAGCAGUGUGCAGUGAGUUCUAUGCAAUUUCAAUGAUGUAUAUAUUUUGAUAUUAUGUUUAAAUUCAUAUUCCACUAGGUCUCUCAUUUCGCACUCUAGCAUUUUCUUAAUCUCUUUCUACAUGAAAUUCCAUAGGGCAGGUUAUGUGUUAAAGUAAAGGUGCAGAAAGCUAAUUCUAUGGACAAACAUCGCGUCCACCCUUCAUUGUUAUAAUUUGUAUAGGAAUGGUCAAGUUCAUUGUUUUGUUCUGUGUAGAGUGCUGGGCAGUACCAGCUUCCUUGUAACUUUUAAUUAGACUGUCUAAUGAGCAGUCUGGCUUGACCAGAAGUUCAGAGCCUUUAAAUAGAGAUGCAAAAAGCCAAGAAACUUCAGUUCGUAGUAAAGACAUAGAAGAGAGAACUCCAGUUGACCGUCAAGAUAUUUCUCGUAUUGAUUGCAACCAAGUGUAUAGUCUUAUAGCCUCCAAUUGUUCUCAUCUUUAGAUUCCCUUAUAAAAAUCGCCAAUGGUAUUUGAAUGGUGGCGAAUGGUAGUUGAAUGGUGAUCUGAAUGGUAAAUGGUACGCGAAUGGUAUUUCAGUGGUGUUUCAAUGGUAAGUUCUUAAUGGUAAGUGGUAGUUUAUGGUAGUUGAAUGGUGAUCUGAAUGGUAAAUGGUACGCGAAUGGUAUUUAAGUGGUGUUUCAAUGGUAAGUUCUUAAUGGUAAGUGGUAGUUUAUUUAAUGGUAAAUGGUAUACCAUAUACCCAAUGGUGUCUCAGUGGUAUGUGUCUAAUGGUAUGAUUGGUAUGAUGAAUGGUAUACCAUACCCAAUGGUGUCUCAGUGGUAUACAAUGGUGUCUCAGUAGUAUGUGCCUCUAAUGGUAUGAUUGGUAUGAUGAAUGGUAUACCAUAUACCCAAUGGUGUCUCAGUGGUAUUCAAUGGUGUCUCAGUAGUAUGUGCCUCUAAUGGUAUGAUUUGUAUGGUGAAUGGUAUACCAUAUACCAAUGGUGUCUCAGUGGUAUACAAUGGUGUCUCAGUAGUAUGUGCCUCUAAUGGUAUGAUUGGUAUGAUGAAUGGUAUACCAUAUCCAAUGGUGUCUCAGUGGUAUACAAUGGUGUCUCAGACUCUCAGUAGUAUAUGUGCCUCUAAUGGUAUGAUUGGUAUGGUGAAUGGUAUACCAUAUACCCAAUGGUGUCUCAGUCGUAUUCAAUGGUGUCUCAGUAGUAUGUGCCUCUAUAAUGAUAUGAUUGGUAUGGUGAAUGGUAUACCAUAUACCCAAUGGUGUCUCAGUGGUAUCCAAUAGUCUCAGUGGUAUAUGUGUAAUGGUAUGAUUUGUAUCAAUGGUAUACCAUAUGCCCAAUAUGGUGUCUCAGUAGUAUGUGCCUAUAUAGUGGUAUAAUUAAUGGAUAGUUGUUGGAUAAUUGUAACGCAAUUGUGGCUUAGUGGUGUGUGCCUAAUGAAUGCUAUUUAUGUUAAUGGUGAAUGGUAUGCCCAAUUGCAUUACCCAAUAACAUAAUUCCGAAGAUUUAAAGAAAAAAAAAGAUCAAAGAUUAAAAAUUAGAAUUAUUAAAAUUUUUGAGUUGUGACUUUUAUGCGAGCAGCUUCCCCAAAUCAGGCCCAUUCGCUCAUGAUGGCAAACAUGGUCUGUUGCAUUCUUUUAAAUUGUCUUUGUCUUUAUUAAGUAAAAGGCCUAUAUGUGUUUAAAUAUAAUUGAACCAGUGCUUAAAAUACAAUAUUAUUAAUUUGUUAUAUUUUACAAUUGUACAUAUUACCUUCUAAAUUUAUAUCUGAUGCAUUGAGUGCAAAAAUAAAAGGAGUCAAUGAAAUCUUAUUUGAUAAAAAGGGUUUUUAUUGUACCUUAAUAUCAACGGACAAAUUAUUUCACAGCCACUCCCGAAAGGGAAGAAUAUAAUCAUCAUUUACCGUAAAAAUCUUGAAAUUAAAACAUGCAAGUUUUAAAGAGCAUGAACAAGAUGUGUAUCGUACUAAAUAGAAAAUUGUACACUUCAUCAUCCUUUCUUUUCUCUUUUUGUUUCUUGGUAUAAUUUGAACGGCACACCACCUCUCCUAUCUGUACGGUAUACAGUUUUUUAUGUAACGCCCCCCCCCCCCCUUCUUGAAAGUUUUGUUCUAUUUUUAAAUUAAUUUUCUUAUUUAAUUAUGGCCACUUUUUAUAAAGAGAGCUAUGGGGUGUUGCAAGAAAAUAUUUGCAGUCAAUCCCAAAAUUCGGUUGCAAAUUUACAAGUGAUAGACUAAUUUCAUCUAAAGUAAACAAAUUUAUAGAUUUAUUGAUGGAAGAAACAAUAAAUCAGUUGCAAGUUUGCAAUGAAAAGUAAGACUUUCAAUUGAUUUUGGAGUUUGAAAUUGACUUGCGUUCAAUUGCAAGUUUCUUGCAAUGUCCCAUAGGUCAUUAUUUUGCUUAAAAUGAAUUCACUGUUGGUUGUCUUCCUCCCCCAACCCCUAUUGAAAUUCCCAUCGGCAAACCCUGAUUUUGGUCUGCAACGACCAAAGCCCCCUCCCGGCCAAUUUAUAUAUCGCUACUACUGCUUUUGAUCAUAAAACGUUCCUCUUUUUUUUUUCUUUACAAAUUGUGUUUUAAUUAUUUUUUCUCACUCAUGGAUGGUGUUUAUAAAGAGGAGAGCUAUUCUAGGCCUGUCAUUACUUGCUUAAUUGAAAUGAUUUGUCUGUUAUUGUCUUGCCCCCCCCCCCCCAGUAUCAAAAUUCCCUGCCGCCAGGCUAGUACAAUAUGUAACAGAAAAAAAAUCUAAUGAACGAAAUUCUCAAUUGCAAUCAAAACAAAAGCGAAAUUAAACAAAGAGAGAAAAGGAAAAAAGAAAUAAGUAAAAAAUAUAUAUAUCGAAAAACAGAAAAAUAAAUUAAAAAAAAAGAAAAGAAAAAGACUAAGACAAAGAAAAGAAGAAAGACUGAACAGAAAAAAAGAAGGAAAAAGAAAAAAAGACAAUGGAAAAAAAAAAAAGACAUGGAAUUAUAGAACAGAAAAAAAUUGAGCAAAAUGAUUUUUUUCAUAGAUCCUUUCAAAGGAUAAGCAGUGGCAAAAAUUGACUGCAUGGUUAAUUGCCAACCCAGAACCAAUCAAGAAAAAGACACCCCUGAUUUGGUCUUACAUGCAAUUCACUCCUCCCCCAUAUCGGGAUGUAUCUUGGCUAAGAAGCCCCCUCCCCCUGAUUUGGUCUUGAUUUACCCCCCCCCCCCCCGAUAUCGGGAUGUGUUGGCUGCGCUGCUAGCUAGCUCGCUCUAUGUAUGUAAGUGUUGUUCUCGCACGCGCGCGCGCACGUACGCAUGUAACCGCCAAUUGCAAUAUUUGAAAAAAGAACCCGAUCAACCACUGUUUUGCUGUUCAGAAGUCCGUCUAUAAUUCAUCAUAAACUAAAGGAACACAGGUCAGAUUCGGACAACGACUUCAAAUUCAUUCGCAGAAUACGCUAAACAGUAAGUUAGAUAACAAUUUUCUUUGAUAUUGUUUUCGUAGUUAGUGGCUCGGCCUGAUUUUCUAGAAUGUUACUGUUAGUGUUACUGUUAGAUGUCGUUGUACUGCCACGGGGUUUCACUGCCACCGUACCGCCACUGCCCCGUUGGCGCGGGCCGGGACACGCCUGUCUCUGGCGAGAUGGAUUAUGGGGUGCGUUAAUAUGCUUUGUAUUGGCUGAGGUGAGCUGAGCCGAGCAUUGUCAUUGAGUAGUAAUUCGCUCGUAGGGCUUGAUAUCUAUUGUCAAUGUUUUACAAAACCAUAUCUGAAUACCGGUAUGAAUUUAUGAAUGAAUGACUUGUUAAAUUAAUGCUGUACAGUGCAGUACUGUCAUGACAUUGACUGUCAAAGUGUCAAUUAGGCCAUUGGUUACUGCACAACAUUGACAUUGUUUCACUGAAAUGGAAACCUUGCCGAAAAAUAUUGCUCUGGAAUGAGGCCUAUUAUUUGCUGAUGUUGGUAGAUAAUGUUGGUAAAUUAAGAUGACAUGGACAUGGUAGUAUUCAGGUGAAACAUGGUAAGGUGUCCUAAAUUUUAAAACAUAAAGUAAAGCCUUAAAGGCUACGCAGGCCCUAAAAAGCUACGCACCACUUAUUGCGCAUGCAAUUUCAAUGGUAAAAUGUGCACUUUGUGUGCGGAACUGUGACUGGAGAGAGUGACAAACGAUUCCUAUUCAAUUUUUCUAGAGAGACUGCAAUAAUUAUUCAGAGAAAACCUACAACUGUUUGGAAUUAACAUAUUUUAGAAAUUGAGGCAGAGAAAUAUUCCAUGAUAAAUCAAGAAGUGUUCUGAAAACAUGGCGGGAUUUUGGUAUUAGUGAGUUAUGUGAUAUUUUCUUCUUGGUUAGGCCUAAGGUUUUUUAGAAUAUUUAUUACAUAUGAAUACGAUAUAAUUUGUUCAAAUAUAAAAAUUGGCAUAGUUUUUGACGUUUGUAAUCAAAAUUUGUAGUUUACAUGUAUAUAUGUAAAUGUAUCCCCCCAAAAAAGGGCCUAUGCUAAUCUGAACUCAGCCAUGCCAGCUGACUAAAAUCACAAUUUCUGAAUUUUUUCCUUGGGAUUUUCCGUGGGAUUGGGCGCUAAUUUCGCACCGACCAACUUCGAGCAAAAUUCACCACCAAAUGUUGUUCUCAAAUGUCAUAUCAAGUCUGAAUUGCAUUUGAAUGUCCAUAUGCCCACCGCUUUUCCGAAUAUCGGGAACAGCUGUAUAUCGGCUUCGAUCUCUACGUCAUUGUUUGAAUCCUCAUGCGUUGCUGUGCCGUAAUUUUGAUAUGGACUGAAAUUUAACGGGAUUUUUUUUUAUGGUCAGACGACAAUCGCACAUUAUAGACAGCCUAAAAUAAUGUACUGAAAACCGGAUAUGAAUCGCGCAUUGCAUUCUAGGUAAUGUAGGGACUUUCCCUAUUGGCAAUCGGGGCUAAAACAUGACCGUCUUUGGUCGAAAGAGGGCCAGUGAUCGAUCGGUGACGAUCAUUGGCCGAAAGGAGCUUGUGUAAACAAUCGCCCCGGGCGGUCGUCGUAAAAACCGCGUAAAGAGAAAGUUAAGGGUUAGACAGCGAUUUUGACAGCUGGAAACAGGUGGUGGUCAUAAAGAGCUCUCGUUGAAUGUCCAUUCGUAAUAGGUCCAUGCUUUAACAAGCACAAAAAAGGAGAUCUUUACUUGUGUAUGAGACAAUUAACGUGUUUACACUUGAUCGGCUUUUGGUUCAGAACCAAAAGCCGAUGCAGAAUCGGCUUUUGGUUUAUCUUGCACUGCAUUUACACGCUGUUACAGCUUGCGGUGCAGAAUCAGCUCGCGUGUCAAAAACCUUAAUUGAUACGCUCACCAACAAUAUACGUCAUAAUAAAGACAACGCUGGAUCCGAGCGCUUACAAUUAUGUCACAAUGGUAAAGUAAAUGAAAUGCGCACCAAUUGCCGAUGCAGAAUCGGCUUUCUGUUUACACGUAGUAAAAAAGCCGAUUCUGCAUCGGCUCGUGGUUCUGAACCUACUACUUUGGUGGUGCAAAUUGCUGAUUCUGAACCGCGAGCCGAUGCAAGUUAAUCGUGUUUUACACGCUAUGAAAAAGCCGAUUAAGUGUAAACACGGUAUAUAUUUCCGUUAGAAAUAUUUGCUGUAACUUUCAAAAGGAGGGACACACUUGUGUAAGGACGCCAUAUUUACAUUAAACACAUUGGCCCGAAUUCACAAAGGUGGUUUUGAAAGCCCACGGUUGAGUCCAUGGUGUAUGCAGAUUUCCUGUAUAAAUUACGCUUAAUUUAGCACGUAUCUGGCGCGUGUAUAAAAAAUGUCAAAUUCUGAUGCGCGCUUUUGUCGCAGUGCGCCAAAUUGACGCCUGUUACCAUGGUUAGAUACGCUAUUUUAUUCAUGAGUCCACUGUUUGAAGAGUGGACUCAUUGGCCCGAAUUCACAAAGGUGGAUUCUACAAAAUCCACAGAUUUUAGAAUCCGCGGAUUUUUGAGUCCAUGGAUUCUGGAAAAUCCGCGGAUUCUGCAGUUUGUGAUUCACCAACGGUGGACUCAAAAAUCCGCGGAUUCCACCAGACCCACGGUUGAGUCCAUGGAUUCAACCAUGGACUCAACUAAAUCCAUGGAUUCAACCAUGGAUUUUCAAUCAAAUCUAGGGAUUUCCCCUUUUUUGAGACUGCACUGAGCAUGCUCAGUGUCAUAAAAGAAUAAACAUCUGCAGCAUAUACACAAUAAACUAAAAAUAUAUUAUUUUAAAAUACAUGUUUGCUGGUACAGACCCCCCCCCCCCCCCAUCUCCCAAGAAUUCUGUUUGCUGGCAUUGGUUGUUGUGUAUCAUUACACACACACACACACACACACACUGUACACACACAAAAUAGAACACAUCAUCAGCUGGCUGCACUUAAUCAACAACCAUCAUCAUCAUCAUCUGUUAAAGUACAGUCCACAAUGGCCUUGAAGUGGCAGAAGGCGGAAAUUAAUUAUUUAAUUGAAUUAAUCGCUGACAGACAACAAAAGAUUUGUAAUAGAGAAACGCAUCACAAGGCCAAUGAGGCGAAGACUGCCGCGUGGAAUGAGGUGGAGGAGCAGUUCUGUGCUCGAUUCGGGAGGCGGUGGCCCCUCCACAAAAUGAAGGAGCUGUGGAAGCGCCAAAGAGGGUAUGCUAAGAAAGAGUUUAGCAACUUCAAAGCUAAAUUGAGGCAGACUGGUGGCGGUCCUCCACCAUCCCCACUGUCUGCAUCAACCAUCCUAAUCAAAGAAUUGCUGCCAGGGGAUUUUGUACAACUGCAAAAUCCCUUCGACGAUGACGUUGUUCUGGCAAACGAGCAGGCGAUGACAGCUCUGGACUUUAUUCGAGGGGUUCACAAAUCAUCUUCAACAAUCCAUACACAUGGUUCAGCCGCCCAACAUGCCCAAAGAGAUCCGAAGAGUAGCACUGAAGCGUCAAGAUCAUCUUCAACAAUCCAUACACAUGGUUCAGCCGCCCAACAUGCCCAAAGAGAUCCGAAGAGUAGCACUGAAGCGUCAAGCAGUCAAUCCAACAUUCUGGCUUCUUCGUUGUUAGCAACAUCAUCAUCUUUCGCAGUAAGACACAUUUCCGGAGUUGAGACACCCCAGUGCCAUACACCUGUUUCCAACACGGCCUCUAUCCCUAUUGACCUGACAAGUGACAUUGAAGCUUCAAGCAACCAUCCUUCCAGCAGUUCUCGACCAUAUGCAUCAUCUUCAUAUCUAUCUUGUCCUAGAUCAGCAUCAUUGUCAAAAGAAGUCGUUGAUGAAUGUGAUAAGCCAGGAGACGAAACAGAUGACUUCCCCAAAACAAGCAAUCAGUCUUCAAGCGUUGGAAGACCAUUUGCACCGUCCCUUUCCUCUACAUGCAAUGCAUCACCUCGAAAGAGGAACUUGGAAAAUCGUCGCCAAGGCACCAAGAGAGCUCGUGUGACAACAGAGGAAGCCAUUCUAGAGCUGGACAAAAAAGAGCACGAGCUCAGAAUGAGGCUUAUGCUCAAAGAGCACGAAAUCAAAAUGAAGUUGAUCAACGCUGAAUAUGAAAAUAAAAUGAAAAUUGCCAAUGCUGAACAUGCCAUCAAGAUGGACAUUUUUUCUUUACAGAAAUGUACUGAAGCAGCAAAGAACAGAGAAGCCCUUGGCUACCCUAAUUCCGAGGAUUAAGAAUUGAAAUCAUCAAUUAUGGUCUAUCCAUGCAUGUACACAUAUUCUGUUAAUAAUUGAAUUUAAUUAAAAUUAUAAUAUCCAAUAAUAUAUAUUAUAUAAACAGUACUGCAGAUUAUAUCAAAUACUUAUAGCUAAAGAAAUUACAGAAGUUCUUGAUUUGCUGAUGUGGUUGGGAGAAUUCAUUUGAAUAUUUAUAUCAUAAGAACUGUAUAUAGACAUUAUCUAUUCAUAAAUUAGUCCUUAUGUUGUUGUAAUGGAUGACAAUGUACUAGAAAGACUGAGAAAAACAAAUAUAGUAUACAGUACCUGACUCAUUAUCAACAUUCAUGAAAACUAGGGCAAUAAAGUUUAAAAUGUCCAGCUCAGAUGUCAGAUAUGGGUAAUUAUAUUUCAUAUUUAUGUUAUUAAUGUACAUAUAUUCUUCACUCUCUAUGAUGAUUAAGUAUUUAUUGAAUAUUGAUAUAUGACUUCGGCAUUAUCAAUUGGAAAAUACACGAAGAGCAUGACAGUAAGAAAGUGAGUAUUUAUUUUUUAAAGUAAACCUAGUUAGAAGGAUCUGGUCUUUGUCUGAAUGAUUUUCACACUUCUCUAACUUAAAGAAAUACAAUGGAAUUAUAAGAUUUUGUAUAUAUGUUCAUAUAUCAAACACAAGUAUCGAAAGACUCACUUAAAACCAGUCUUCUUAAUAUCUAAGAAUUGGACCACGACAAUGUCAGUUGUUGGGAUGUUAGACGUAGAAAUAUAAGAUAUCGAUAAAUAAACGCUAUGUUUAUUGAAAAAUGAAUAUAUGCUGUGAUAUAUUCAAUAAAAAUGUAUAUAAAUCACAGUAAUAUUACACCAUGUGCCAUUAGAAUUAUAAUGUUCAUUGAAAUAAAACACAUGUGAUAUGUUUCUUUCAAUUCAUAUUCCAAUGCCUUACAUGUAUAUAUCCGACAAUGGAAAGGACAUCAAUUCAAUUUGAUGAGAAAAGUAAAUGAAUGGAUAGUUUGCAAAUAAACUGCAUUUCCUGAAAUUGCAAUCACUCAAUUAAAUAUUGUUCUGUAUCAUUCUUUCAUUGUAUGGCAACAAUAACAUACACAUUGCACAAUAUUUAUCCAUUCAUUAACUGUAGGCCCAGUAGAUGCAUUAUCAGAGGUUAUUGUUGUUGACAGAAAAAAGAAAUCAUUGGAAACCAACUUCUGCAAUUGGGGCAUAAAAAGAGUUGACAUUAUUUCUAAAUACAAAACAAGAAUAGUAUUGCCUGCAGCAGAGUCUCAAAGAGUGCUGUAAUUUCACAGGACACUUCUUACCAGCAUUCACAAUUAAUCUGUUUCAUAAUGCAAUAAGUGAUUUAUUCUCUUGAAAUGAUAUAAAGAAUUGUCUCAAUUUUCUCAUCAAUAACAUAUAAAGUGGCAUUUCACAUAUAUAAUACCAGGAAGUGAUUUUUUUUAGUCCUUUUUUUUAUAGUCUGCAGCAAAAAGAUUCACACGGCAAAAAACACAUUCAUCAAUAAAAGAUGAGUACUUUCUGAAUUAAUGAAAAUGGGAAUGUGGGAUCAUGAAGCUUACAAAUUUUCCAGUUAAUACCACAAUUUACAGAAUGAUUCUUUUUAUCAAAAAUAUUUUAAGACAGAAAUUAGAAUCCAUUUGAAUUGUACGGGAUGAAGCAAUUGACUUCAUCAACAUGCUUGUUGAAAUGAGAAGGAACACAGUGAACAAUAAUAAAAAACAAGGUAAACAGGAGUAAAUUACAAAGAGGUACUUGCAAUGGAGACAUGGCAUUAACGUUCCAAUCAUUUGUUGUUAAGAGUCAUCAGGGAUGGUUCAAGCGAUACUGCAGGCCAAAAAUAAUUAUAUUUAAAGAAA
Messenger RNA from Lytechinus pictus (painted urchin), 9451 nucleotides. RefSeq lists its product as uncharacterized. The transcript is spliced from 10 exons. NCBI's taxonomy places the organism in Eukaryota, Metazoa, Echinodermata, Echinoidea, Temnopleuroida, Toxopneustidae. Bases 6381 to 7604 code for a protein of 407 amino acids. The record is from RefSeq and is a predicted model, not a curated record.